This is a messenger RNA of Ananas comosus (pineapple), 1391 nucleotides long. RefSeq lists its product as uncharacterized. The record is from RefSeq and is a predicted model, not a curated record. Gene Ontology annotation, molecular function: ubiquitin protein ligase activity. NCBI's taxonomy places the organism in Eukaryota, Viridiplantae, Streptophyta, Magnoliopsida, Poales, Bromeliaceae. Bases 239 to 982 code for a protein of 247 amino acids. Gene Ontology annotation, biological process: protein ubiquitination. The transcript has 5 exons.
CGGAGCCCUUCUUUUCCGCGGGUUCAUGUCACGGCUCGCCUCCCUUUGUACGCAACGAACCACUGUGGAAGCACCGAAGAGGGGGCGAUCCUAGGGCUCCGAGAAGGAUCCAGAAGCUAGGGUUUCGAGGGUUUCCGAACGGGAGGGGAAGGGGGAGGGGGAGGGGGAGGGGGAGGAGCCCGGCGAUUUAGGGUUUCGAUCGAUCGCUUGAUGAGUAGUUGCGGCUCCGUAGCGGGAGAUGUUCUUCGUUUCCAUGCGCAAAUCGUUCAAGGACUCCCUCAAGGUCCUCGAAGCCGAUAUCCAGCACGCGAACUCCCUGGCUUCGGAUUUCCCAAGAGAAUAUGAUGGAGCUUGCCUUCAGAUGCGGAUGUCCUACAGCCCCGCCGCACACUUGUUCCUUUUCCUGGUGCAGUGGACUGAUUGUAGCCUUGCCGGGGCUCUCGGGCUGUUGAGAAUCCUAAUUUACAAAGUUUAUGUAGAUGGAACAACCACCAUGUCGACCCACGAAAGGAAAGCGAGUAUUAGGGAAUUUUAUGCUGUGAUAUUCCCCUCGCUGAUGCAAUUACAUAAAGGGAUAAAUGAUAUGGAGGAUAAGAAGCAGAAGGCCGUGUGUAUCGAGAGGUAUCGAAGAAGAGACGAGGAUGAGAGGUGGCAUUUCUCGGAGAUCGAUGUUGAGAGAGAGGAUGAAUGUGGGAUCUGCAUGGAGACGAACAGCAGGGUCGUGCUCCCGAACUGCAGUCAUGCUAUGUGCAUGAAGUGCUACAGAGAGUGGCGUUCACGGUCGCAAUCGUGCCCGUUCUGCCGCGACAGCUUGAAGAGAGUAAACUCGGGCGAUCUAUGGAUAUUCACUGAUGGCAGAGACAUAAUCGACAUGGCGACAGUGACGAGGGAGAAUCUGCGGCGUCUCUUCAUGUACAUCGACAAGCUCCCUGUCGUCAUCCCAGACUCUGUAUUGGAUUCCUAUGAUUCUCAUGUAAAGUGACCGGAACGAGUAUCAUAUGACUUCCUCCUCGUCGUAACUCAGAAACAAUUCUUUCAGCAAGUUUCUGCUAUCUGAUUGGCGGAAGUUCCUCUGGAGCUGCUGCUAAUAUUUAGGCAGCUUAUUUGACUUUUGAGGAGACUCUUCUAGCAGGGAAGGUGCAAUAUUGUGCUCGGCUUUUGUAAAUAGUUGUACAGGUGGUAAGUUGGUUCUGUAUAUUGGAAAACCAAACCUUUCUCAUCAUGCUGAACUUUCUAUUGGGUAAUUAUUAUAUAGUUAAAUUCAGGAUAUUUCAUGUGUUUAAGGCUUCUGUUGAACUUAACUAUCAUUUAAAAGCAUCUGCAUGGAGGCAGAGUUGUAGAUGGUUGUAAUAUUUUGGUUUCAAGCAUGGUGUUUACAACUCUUCAGCUUC